Molecule: messenger RNA, 1041 nt
Organism: Dentiscutata erythropus
Lineage: Eukaryota; Fungi; Glomeromycota; Glomeromycetes; Diversisporales; Gigasporaceae
Source: the annotation of a GenBank genome assembly
AUGGUUCACCAACUUCCUACUAAUGAGAAAGAUUCAAAAAGGAUAUCUUUAUUAGAACAACGUGUAGAAGAUUUAGAAAAUACAUUAUUAAGAACUGCUAAUACCAUUUUAGAGGCGAGAGUUGCAGAGUUAGAAACUUCUUUAAAAGAGUCAAAUGAAGAAUGUGAUAAAUUACGAAGAAGGCUAGCGGAAACGGAAAUGGCCAUGAGAAAAGAUGUUUCCGAUUGUGGUGAUAGCGAUAUCGAAAAUAUUUGUGAAGAUGUUUGUGAAGAUACUUUUAAAGAUAUUGAAUUUGACCGUGUAUAUGGCCGUAUAUUAAAACUCGUUAAUACUAUGAAGUCUGAUUGUACCACGGCCAUCCAUUUUAAAAUUUCUAUGUCAAGUUUACCUAAAUUCCAAAGUCCAAAACUAUCCAGCCCAUCUGGCUCUCCAAGGACUCCUCCUGCUAGUCCUUUAACACCAUCGUCUGCAAAGACUCCUCCUGUUAGUCCUUUCACACCAUCGUCUGCAAAAAUACCUAUUCAUUCGAGAACAUCUAGCAUGUCAACUGGUUUAAUCUCUUCAAGACCCAAUACGCCUUCCAGUAGUAUCAAGCCACCUUCGAGCAUUCCUAAUAGUCCAAUAAUGUCACCUGCAAGGAUUCCGGCUCCGUUGAAAACACAAGGUUUACCGUCCCCAAGUUCUUUACCAAAUACUCCUACUUCCAUUCGUUCUCCAACAACUUCGUUAAGUAAUCCUGCGAUUCAGCAAAGUUUAAGACUGUCAAGAUCAAGAACUCCAAGUUUAUCAAAUUUAUCAAAUUUAGCAUCAAGUUGUAAUUAUGAUUCUUCAAUACCAAGUCCUCUUGGUGCACAAUCUUCCCAAUCACCUAAUGGAAUUUCUUCGAUACCAAGUUAUCAUUCAAACAUUCCGUCGGGUCAUGCACCAAAGCCUACUGGUACUGAUACACUACUUAUGCAUGGUCGUGUUAAAAACAAAUAUUCUCAAAAUUAUUCCAACCUUACUCAAUCUACACCAUCAUCUCAAGCGAUUAAAGUAUAG